This is a messenger RNA of Centrocercus urophasianus (Greater sage-grouse), 12866 nucleotides long. RefSeq names its product cardiomyopathy associated 5 (gene CMYA5). The transcript has 14 exons. The record is from RefSeq and is a predicted model, not a curated record. NCBI's taxonomy places the organism in Eukaryota, Metazoa, Chordata, Aves, Galliformes, Phasianidae. Gene Ontology annotation, molecular function: protein binding.
AUGGAGGGAUACCAUGGUGCAGAGUGUGACCGGGCAUCUGAGACCUCCUCCUUCAUAGAGGAUGAAGAAGAGGAGGAAGAAGAGGAGGAGGAAGAAGAGGAGGACGAAGAAGCCGUGGACCCAGAGGAAGCAGAGGAGCUGACUCACAGCUUGCAAGAUGUCAUGCAGAAGGAAAAUAUCAAAAAAAAUUAAGUGAUACAAAACCUGCAGUACAUCAUGACUAAUCCCUCCUUUUCGAUGGUAACAGUUCAAAGUGAAGAUAGUGGGAUAACGUGGGAAACCAGCUCAAGCAGAUGUUCUACUCCCUGGACUUCAGAAACCAGUACAACUUCUGAUCUUUACAGUAUGGAAAGUUCACCAGUAGGUUCUCCUCCAGGAAAAGUUAUCUUUAUUAUGGAUGAAGGUAAAAUUGUUCGGAAAAGGAAGCGUAAACCUUCAAGUAGAAUGCCAUUGCCCACACAUGUGAGAGGAGGUCAGGGCAAUAAGAAACGCGAUUCUUCUGGAAUGCAGAGACAAGAAUCAAGAACUGUUCUAGGAGAUGUGCAGGACUCAGUGUUAAAUGUUGAACUGAUGGAAGCACACGACAUGGAUGAAGAAAUGUUGGAGGACGAAGAAGAUUUGGAGAAUAUUGCAGAACAACCAGUAAAACGUGUUCCAAUAAGAUCAAUAUUUAGAGAAAGCAGACUGAGGAAGGUAGGGCCGAUCCUUGGAGGACCAGUAAAAUCUAGAAUCCAGCUGUUCAAUUCAAUUUUUGGAGGGACUGGGCCACUCCCUGAAACACUAGAAAAAAGUAGAAUCCAAAGAAAGAGCUCUGUUCCAGUAGAAUCUGAAUGCUUCCUUGAAGCAUCAGUAAAAGAAAGAUCGCAUAGGUUUAUUUCAGAAGCAACGCAUAAAAAAUCUUUCCAGAGAACAAGUAGAAGUCUUGAAACAUCAUCAGAAAGAAGAAGGAAUCAAAAGCAGCAAUCCACAGCACAUUCAAAUCAAAGCUAUUCUUCAGUAACACCUCUUGAAAAACAGUUUACUAGUAAAGAUGUUUCAUUUCAAAAUAUUAAACCUGUAAAAACAAAAGAUAAACCAAGCAAGUAUUCAAAGUCUGGUGAAGAAACAACUUUUCAACACAAAGAAAGAAGAGACGGGUGGUCUCAACUGGAGAAUCUGAAUCAGGAAUCAAGGCAGUCACAAACGUUCAGCCCUCCCGAAGUAGCAAGGAAGCAGCAAAGUUACUCAUAUUCACCUGCAGCUAGCAGGGCAAUAACAGAACAGUUAACAACUACUGCACUAGAGUCUGAUGAUAAAUCAGAUGAACAAGUGUCACUUCCUUCAAAUGAAACUGCAAAUAAGAAGCCAGAUCAAUCACUGCUGACAGCAUCAAAUCUUCUAGAUGAACCAAAGGAGCUAGAGAUUCAGCCCAGUUCAACACUACUGUCUGUUUCAGCAGAUGCUGUUAACAAAUUAGAUAGACAAAGUACCCAACCUGCAGAAUCCACACUGGAACAUCUUGAGAAGGAAAUACAGAAGUCAGCAGCUGAAUCUUACUUACCUAAUGCUCCGUUAGCUAAACCCAGUUAUGCCACUCCGUCUGAAACAAGACAGGAACAUAUUAUGACUCAGUCAUCAGAAACUGCACAAUCAGAGUCUGAACAUGUGCUUUUACCACAUUCUGUAGAUGUAAUAGAGAAGCAAGAAACUGAGUAUCACUCAUCAGCAACUGCACAGGCAGAAACUGAACAUUCUGGUCUAUUGUGUUCUGUUAAAAAGAACGAGAGUCAAAGGACCCCACUACCAGAAAUGCAAAAUAUUUACUUAGAGAAACAAACAGAGUCAGAACAAGACUUAUUCUUUGCUCAAGAAGCAGAGCAGCAAGUAAUCAAACUAAAUUCACAUACACCUGAAAAGAUGGAUUCUAAGUAUUUUGGCAUUUCAUAUCCUGUUUGCACAGAAACACAAGAAACUCAGAAAAGACCUGUUGUAUAUAAAGCAAAAGGUUUAGAUCACCCUGUCUUUUCUGUUGAUAAAAACAAUCAAGCAGAGAGUGCACAAAUGGAGAUGGAAUAUCCAGACUUUUCAUACUCCAGUGGACAAAGUCGGGAAUCAGAGAGACCACAAACAGGGACAGAGCAUCCAGAUUUCUCUUUUUCCAAGGAAGUAACAGAGGAAUUGGAGAGUGCACAGCUAAAGACAGACAAUCCACAUUCCUCAUAUUCCAGAGAAGAAACAGAUAAAUCAAAGAGUUCACAAGGGGAGACAGAGCAGCCAGAUUUUUCAUUUUCCAGGGAAAAAGUGGAGGAAUCAGAGAGUACACAGCUGGAGUCAGAACAUCCAGAAUUCCUUUUUUCCAAGAAAGACAUAGACAAAUCAGAGAGUCCACACCAGGAGACAGAGUAUCCAGAUUUCUCAUAUUCCAGGGAAGACAUGAUUGAAUCAGAGAGUACACAGUUAGAGAUGGAGCAGCCAGAUUUUUCUAGGAAAGAAGUAGAGCAUUCAGAGAGUGCACAGUCUAAGAUAGAGCAUCCAGAUUUCUCCUAUUCCAGGGAAGAAGUGGUGGAAUCAGAGGAUGCACACAUGAAGAUGGAGCAGCCAGACUUUUCACUUCCCAGGGAAGAAAAAAAGGAAUUGGAAAGUACACCACUGGAGACCACGCAUCCAGAAUUUGAUUUUUCCAAGGAAGAUAUGGAGGAAUUGGAGAGUACACAGAUGGAGACAGAGCGUCCGGAUUUCUCUUAUUCUAGGGAAGAAGUGGUGGAAACAGAGAGUGCACAGCUGGAACAGACAGACUUUUCUUUUCCAGGGGAAGAAAGAGAGGAAUCAGAGAGUGCACAGCUAGAGACAGAACAUCAGGACUUUUCAUUUUCCAAGGAAGAAACAGGAGGGCAAAAAUCUAUUCCCUUUGAACUGGAACAGCCAAAGUCUUACUCCCCUGAAGAAGCAGAGCAAGAAAGAACAGCACAGCUUGAGUUGGAACCUUCAGACAUAUCCUAUUUGAUGGAAGAAGCUGAGAAAGAAGACGCUACAAAACUAGAAUUAGUACAUCCAGAUAUACAUGAUUUAAGUGGAAGAGAUAGGAUGCAGCAAAUGGGGAAUAAGGAAACAAGACAUUCAGAUUUACCACAUCCACAGGAUGAAACAAAGCAUCAAGAUUUGGCAGAAGUACACAUUGACAAACCUCUGGAAAACACUGGAAAAAUGGAACAAGAAAAUAGAGUUCAAAGAGGGCUGGAAGAACUAGUAGAAAUUCAGCCAAAAGCUACACAAGAGGAACUGGAUUAUUCAGAUUUGCCAGAAAUCUGGGGGAAAGUAGAAACACAGGACAUUGACCAAAUGAAUUUGGCACAGCAAGAAAUAACUGAACCAGAGUUAGAGCAUCCACCUGUGCCAUAUUCUUUCAGUGAACUAAUGCAAGAAGAAAAGAAAAUAGAACCAGCAUAUCCAGAACGCACAUUUUAUGCAAGUAUAGACAUGCAAGAGGAAGUGACGCAACAGAAAACAAAGCAACCAUUUAUUUCAUGUUUCACUGGAAAAACAGAACAAGAUGAAAUAAUGCAUCCAGAGCAGGAGCAAGUAUCUGUACCCUUUUCUAGUGGCAAAGAAGCACCACUGGAAAUGAAAGUGGGUACAGAAUACCCAGAUUUGUCAUAUUCCUCUCACGGAACUGAACAAGAAAAGUUUAGACAUCCAACCUUGCCAUUCGGUUCGAAGGAACAAGAAACACCAUCAGUGAUAGAACAUCCAGAUCUUUCAUGCAAGACUGGUGAACUGAAACCAGGUGAUACCAUACAGGGGUCAGAGUAUCCAGAGUAUCCAGAGAAGUCUUACUCCAUGGAAGAAAUGCAACAAGAAUCAGAACAUUUAGAUUCACCAGAAACCUUGGGCAGAGCACAAGAUCAAACUGUGGAGGUGGAAUCUGAUUACCCAAAUGUAUCAUGUCCUGAUGGCCAAAAAAGCCAGCAAGAAACUUCACAGCUGGUUUCAAAAUAUCCAGAUACGUUGUUUUCCUUCAGUAAUUUUAAAGAACAAGCAACUCAAGAGUUUGACUCAAAGCAUGAAGAUUUUCCUAGGGUGACCAGGAAAGGAGAUUUACCAGGAUCUGAACAAAUAGACUCAAGAUAUCCAGAUUUGACAUAUUCCUCUGGAAAAGCAGAGGAGCCAGAAAUUGCACAAUCAGAAGCAAGGCACUCUGACUUGUCACAUUCCACCAGUGAAACAAACAAACAAGAAGCAGCACUGUUGGAUCAGAAACACAGAAAAAUUUCUGUUGACAGUGAAAAGCAGCAGCAUACACCAGAAGAGCAGGUAGAGCAAGAAAAUUCUUCUAGCAAAACAGAGCAGUUAAAAUAUGCUGAAGACUGCUUUGAGAAACAAGCUUUAUCAUUUUCCACUGUUAGGCCACAUGAGAAAAUGGCUUUGACAGAGACAGAACAUGCUGAUGUGAUAUAUCCUCUGGAAAAAGCAAAAGUGCAACAAAGAGUACAACUAGAAUCAGAGCAAAUGGAUUUAACUUACCCCUUUGAAAAAGCAGAACAGAAAAUCACUCAGCCAGAAGUGGAAAGUUCUAAUUUGGCCCAUUCUAUGGGUACAGCAGAACUAGAAGAAAUAGCAGAACGAGAGCAGAGAUAUCCUGACCUGCCUUAUCCUGUUUUCCAAGUAGGAAAACUGCAAAGUGAAGAGCUGAAGCCUGAACAUCCCGGUCUAGCCUGUUCCUUCAACAAACUACAGGAAAGAACACAACUUAAUGUGUUGGAUGGCCAUGGCAAAACAGAAAUAGGCCCACUUGCUAAGCUGGAACUGGGCAAUGAAUAUUUGGCAUCUCCUGCUGACAAAGUGGGACAGCAAGGGAUGAUGCAUACCUUGGAAUGCCCUGAUGAGAACCAGUCUGCCAGCAGAGCAGAGCAUCCACAACCAACAGAUGAGAAACCAGAAGUUCCAGAUAUAUUGUCUCAUAGUGGAAAAGAAGAGCAAAGAGGAAGGGCAAAACCAGCACUGAAGCAUCCAGAUUUAUCAUAUUCCAUUCAUGGAACACAGCCACAAAAAAACACACAGCUGGAGUUAGGAAAACCAGAUCUAGCAACUUGGCCUGGCAAAACAGAACAAGCACAAGAUGCUCAAAAGGAGCAGUCAGGCUUCUUACAUUCUUUCAACAAAGAAGAAGCACAACCAGAAAUGGGAUGUUCACAGUUAUCUUAUUCUGUUAGUGAAAUAGAACAAGAAAUUGCACAUGAGGAAUCAAUCCAUUCCGCUUUAUCUGCUGGCAGAUUAGAAGAGCAUGAAUUCAUACAACCAGAGGCAGAAAUAAUGGAUUUAUCAUGCUCAGUUGGUGAAACACAGCAGACUCAAAUAGAUGAACUGGAUUUGGAGUAUCCGGAUUUAUCACAUUCCACUCGUGCACUACAGAAACAAGAAGAGAUCCAACCAGGGCUGGAAGAGCCAAGUGAUUUUUCAUCAUCUCUCAGAAAAGAGCAAAGGGAAAAUGCAAGAAUGCAGGCAGAACCCUCUGAGUUUCAGUGCUCUGUUUGGAAAGCAGAUAGACUGCAAGAUUCGCAGGUGGAAUCAGAGUGCACAGAUUUGUCAUUCUCUGUUAGCCCAGCAGAAGCUCAUGAAACAACAAAAUCGGAGUUGAAAGAACUUGAUUUAUUGCAUUCUUUCCUCAAAACAAAGCAAUCAUUGGAUUCACCAGAGCCUGAUCAUCUAAACGUCUCAAAUGCCAUGGCCAAGGUACCACACCUUGACUCGUUCUCUUCCACCAGUGAAGAAAAACAGAGUGCACAUGUGGAUUUUAAACAGGAGAGAGAAAGCUAUGCAUUACACACAGAGGGAAUGGCAAAAUUGAAAUUAGAACAGCCAACACUGUCAAGUGCUCAUGGCACAGUGGAGCAACCAGGAAGCACUUCAAUGGAAGGAGAGUUCCUGGAAACCUUGUAUUUCUCUGGUGAAAAAAGAGAAAACGAGAAAGAGAAACAAGACAUGUCAAGUCAAGAGUUAGAACAUUCGGGUUUAUUAGAUUCUACUGAUAAAACACAGCAGAAAGAAACCACACAACCCGAGUUGGGACAACUAGAUUUAUCAUCUUACUCAGGAAAGAAAGAGCAACUACAAACUGUUCACGUGGAAGUAGUACAUCAGGAGCUGCUACGUUUCCCGGGCGAAACAUAUUGGCAAGGAACAGCACAACCAGAGGUUGAACAUUCGGAUUUGUCAUAUGCCAUUGGCGAAGUAGAGCAGCCACGGGCUACACAGUGGAAAUCAGAGCAGCCUGUAACACCUCCUCACACUGGAACAACAGAUCAACAAAGAAUGGCACAUUCAGUGCAGGACAUAGGAAAACAAGAUUUUAUAUAUGACUCCGGUAAAACAGAUGAAAUACAAACUGUGCAAGGUGAACUGGAACAUACAGCUUCAUUGUAUUCUUCUGACAAAAAAGAACAAGAAAUGGUAAUGUCAGAGUUGCAACAUCCACAGCUAUCGUAUUCUGUAAGAGCAGUGGAAGAGAAAACUGCACAUCAGAAAUCAGACAACAAAGAUUCAUCGUAUUCUACUUGCCAUCAGGAGCACCACGAAAUUGUACAACCAGAGAUGGAAGAAAUGGAUUUAUCCUAUCCAACUGGCAAACCAGAGCACUCACAAUCUGCCCAGAUAGUACUGCAAAAGCCAGCAUUUUUGAAGUCUUUUGGAAAGCUGGAGGAAAAGGGGUUGGCUCAGCUUUCCUUUUUGCACUCACUUGGUGAAGAAAACCAGAAACCAUCUUCACAGUUAGACUUAACACAACCAUAUUUAUCACAUUUACUUGAUAAAGCAGAAAAACAGGAAACUGCACAAGAAGUGUUUAUGUCUUCUGAUUUCUCAUAUUCAAUGGGAAAAGCAGACCAACUGCAAACAGAACAAGUAAAAUAUCCAUAUUUUUCAUGUUCUCUUGACAAAGCAGAAACUCGUGGAGUGAAACCACUGGGUUUGUUGCCCACUUAUAGCAAAGCAGAGCAGACACAGACUGCCCAUCUGGAACAUCCAGAGACAUCACACUUUGCAGGUGAAACAGAGCAGAGGAAUGGGACCCAUCCUGAACUGCAGUGUUUUAAUUUGCCGCCCUCUGCUGUUGAAGCAGAGCAGCAAGAAACACUUUCUGUAUCUGACACCUCUGCCAGGACGGAGGAACAACAAACUGCAGAACUGAAGUCUGAACAAUCAGAUAUACUAAAUUCUACUGAAAAAAUGGAAAAGCUCAAAAUAGCUGUAUCGAGAGCAGGACAUUCAGAGAAGAGGAACACUGGGAUUAUUCUACCUCAAACUACUCCAUUGGAAACUGAACAAGAUUUAUCUUGUUCCAAUAAGGAAGCAACAAGCCAAACAACUCAGCCCUGUUCAUCUCUUACUGAAAAAUCAGUGUCUGUACCAUUGGGUGUCUCCUAUUCUGAAACAAAAAUGGAAAGAAAUCCAAAGUCUUCACCGGUACCUGGAGGCCUGUCCUCUGAGCAUUUAGAUUUGUCUUACAGCCAGUGUAAAACAGAGCCGUCAGAAACAGCACAGCCUGUGUCAGGCUUCUUUACAAGAAAAGAAGCAGAGAAUACAAGACUUCAUCUAAAUUUGCCUGUAGCUGCACAGUCGGAGGCUGAACAUGUAAUUUUACCUGAAACAGAGAGAGAACAGACUCCACAAUACUUCCACACAACUCCACAAUUAGAAUCUGAACAUUUAAAUACAUCAUAUUAUAUAGAUAAAACAGAAACUCUAGAAAGUCAGGAGUAUUUAAGUGCACCUUCAAAACCAGGGACUGAAUCUUCAGCUCCAUUUUAUUCAGUUGAUGAAACACAUCAGCAAGAAAUUCCACCUUAUUCAAAACCUGCCUCUGAUAAUUUAGUUGCCAAGUACUCCCUUGCUGAACAACAAAAGCAAAGCAUGCAGCUAGCUAUUCCCCAGUCUGCACAAUCAGAGUGUAAAUAUGUAAUUCCACCACAUGAUGAAGCAGAAUUGCAAAAAAAUCAGUUAUAUUCACCUAAACCAGCAAGCCUGAAGACAGAAGAGUUUGAGAAUAAGACUGCAUUGCACACAAAAGAACAAGAUGAACAAGAUCUCACAGAAUGUUUAUCAUUAGAGCAGCUAAGUUCCCCCAAAUUAUCUGCCAAGUGGGAUAAACAAGAGGUACAGCCAGAUACACAAAAGGUGCCACAGUUAGUGAGCACAGAGUUAAAGGCAACUGCUGUAGCAGACCAGCAAUCAGUGUCAUCAGAUACAUUUGUACCUUUUCAUGCUCCAUCUGAAAAAACAGUAUCUGUGGCCUUCACUGAUGAUGAAGAAAAACAAAAUAAAAAUAUUCCAUCAUCUCUAGCUAACAUGGUAGGCAUACCUGAAAACCAGACAAAUAGAGUUUCACGAAGUUUCACUAAAGAAGAAGAUAGACAUGAAAUGCAGCCACAUUUCACAGGGCAGAAGCAUUCAUCCUUACAGCAACUGAGAUCUGUUUCCUCAGAUCUUGUUUAUGACACUGUGGCACACAAAACUCAGCAUUAUUCUUGUGAACAGGGUACAUUUUAUUCAAUGGAGUCAAAGUCUACUUUCCCCAGUUCUAAUGAAAAGCAGAAUCCAGAUAUUCCAUCUCCUGGGCUACCCAGCUGGGUGGAAGAAGAAGUGAAAGCUCAUUCAAUUAAUCCUAUAAAAGCUAAAGGAGUAGACAAGCUUUCUCGAAACAGAGCUUCAGAUUUUGGAUCAAAGCAAUUCCCAGCUGGAAAUUUCACAGAAGUUACAGUUCAUGGCACUACAGACAAUAACGGUAAUGCAUUUAGAGUUUCUGAUUCUGAAACUGAAAUUUCCUAUGGACUGUCCUCAGAAACUGGUCACAGAACAGGAAGACAUGAUUUACCAUCUCCAGGAGCAGAUAAUCCAGGUCCAGACAAAGGUUCAGAGGGUGAAACUAGAUUUGGAAACCCUACAAAAAGGAAAGCAGCACAACAUCUGGAGGCAGACAAAAUGUCUAAUGUGCCUGAGCAUUACCUGAGACGAGAAGAAGAAGAAAUGAAACACAUGAGCACUGCAGAAGACAGUCAGCAUGCUCCAGAACCUAUUGAACAAAAAGAUCUAUUUAAUAUAAUUUCAGAAGGUUAUGAAAUACUCAAUAUUCAUGCUCCUACACAUAUUUCUUCCAUUGAUCAAGAAGAAAGUAAACAUAUGCCAGAUAAACUAGAAUACUUGGAAACAAAUCCUUCAUUUAAGAAAAAAAUAGCUCAUGAGAGACAAGAAGCUUCAGUUUCUGGAACAACAGAAAUUUCAUUGUUGGGAUUGUCUGAAAGCCACAAAGUAAAAGAAUUGGUCAAAACUGAUGAUGAUGGGGAAACUGGAGAAAUACAAGAAGAAAAUCCAGUGUUGUCGGAAAACAGAAAUCAUGCAGUCUUGGAUCCUGACAAUGGUGUAUCCGAAAUUGAUUACUUUGAAAAAUAUACCUUGAUUGAUGACAAAUCCCCAAUUAAGCCAUAUUUUGAAAGACCAAGCUCAUCACGCCCUGUGAAAGAAGACCUUACUGAACCUGCGGAACAAGCCACAUCUUCCAAAGAAACUGCUGAGGAAGAAACUUUGGAAGAGGAAUUUGCCUUACUUGAGGAUUUGGAUGAAGUAUUUUAUGGAACUGUGAAAGGAGAAAGCAAAAUGCAGUCUUAUGUGGGUACUCCAGAACCUUUUCCUCUGCAGAAAUCAAUUGAUAUUAGCAGUAAAAAAUCUACAAGUGUAGAAGAUGAACAGAAGUCACCAGGGACCCCACUAUUUGAUUCAGAAGAAGGAGUGCUAGAACGAUCUCUGUUGUUUCCUACCACUGUUGCUGCUGUUAAUCCAGAGCUUCUAGAAGAGCCACCUGCUCUAUCAUUUUUAUACAAGGAUCUUUAUGCAGAAGCAGUAGGAGAAAAGACAAAGGGUGAGACUCCUUCUGAUGAAGAAAGUGGUAACUCUAAUGCAUCUUUUCCAAGCAGAAAUUCAGACACAGAUGAUGGAACAGGAAUUUAUUUUGAAAAAUACAUUCUUAAAGAUGAAAUUCCAGGUAAAGUCUUAGAGCUUCAGGAGGAUCAGAUGCAAGAAGAUGAAUCUUUUAGUGGAGGAAUUUCAGUUCCGAGUUCAGAGGAGAAAUACAAGCAGAGGUCUGAUGAUGUUUUAAGAAGUUUUAGAACUGAGAUUCUGCCAGAGAGAGAUGUCGUGGAGAAAGUCCACAGUGACAUUAAAGCAACAAUUUGCAAACCAACGCAUGCCAUUCCUUUUGGAGGAAGAGUGAUUGUUUCAGGUGCAAGAAGUGAUGUCACUGAACAAAGAGAAGAAAAUGUUCCUGUGGAAACAACUGAGGAGUUACCAGAGCAAACAAGUCAACAAGAGUAUAGUCAAAUAGUCAAUUCUCCGGGAGCUGCACAUCAAGAAUUUAUCAAUAAGCAGGAAGAACACCAUGAAAUAACAGCAGUUCCUCAAGUGGAAAGAUAUGUUCCAUAUACUAGAACUCCUGUUGAAGACAGUGAAGAUGAUCAGUAUACCCAGGAAAUUCUUUCUCAUGUUCCUACAAUUCAGCGAAGGGAGAAGCCAGACUUUCAAAGAGAAGAGCAGCACCCUCGUGUUUAUGGAGAUUUCGCUGAGUCAAUGGACUAUGAUGUGAUUACACAAGAAGAACUUUUGCAAGAUGAAAUAUCAUCUGAACUCACACAUGAGGAGCUAUUAUUUGAAGACAGGGACUCUUUUGAGCAUAUUGGGGAUAGUUAUGAAUUUUUUAAUGAGCCAGAGCAAAAAACACCUGUUGAACUUGAAGAUUCAGGAUUUGUGGUGAUGUAUCCUGAAAAAUCAGCAGCAAACAUUCCUGAAAUUGAGAGUCCACAAAGAGAAUCGAAGAAAGCACAGAUAGAUACAUACUGUUAUAACUGCAAAUGUCCAAUAUCUGCUAUUGACAAGCUUUUUGGAGAACACAAGGACCAUGAAGUCACCACCCUAGAUGAUGCUGCAACCAAGAUGAAGGAUCAAUUAGGUGAAUUGCUAAUUGCACUGGAAAAAAAAUCAAUGAAGAUUGAAGAGUUUGUGAGUGAUAUUGAAUCCCUAUUUAACUCUGUGGAGGAAAACUGUAAGAAAAAUGCAGAGUUAUUGGAAAAGCAGAAUGAAGAGAUGCUUAAGAAAAUGGUAACACAAUAUGAUGAAAAAUCAGAAAACUUUGAAGAAGUGAAGAAGAUGAAAAUGGAGUACCUUUAUGAACAGAUGGUUAACUUCCAGCAAACUGUUGAUUCAGCAAAGGAAACUUUGGAGACUACAGUAAAGGAAAUGGAAGAACUCAAUGGAUUUGUUUUCCUAAAUUCAUCUAAAGAAUUGAACAAAAGGUUAUGUUCUGCAAUGGAUGCUACUCGUUCUUUAGAAAAGGUGCCCAGUACAUUUUCACUGUUUGAGCACUAUGAGGACAGUCCAGGAAAGAGCAACCAGAACUCUUUAAAACAUGUGGCUGUCCCACAGACACCGACCUUAAUACCUCAGGAGCCAAAUUCAGCUACCAGCACCUCCAUUGCUGUCUACUGGACUGUGAAUGAAGGGGACGCCAUUGACUGCUUCCAGGUGUAUUGUAUGGAGGAGCUACAAGCCAGCAAAGAUGAGGGAGGUUUGGUAGAAGAAUACAGAGUGACAGUGAAGGAGAGCCACUGCAUUUUGGAGGACCUGGAGCCAGACCGCUGUUACAGCGUGUGGGUCAUGGCUGUGAACUGUACAGGGUGUAGCUUACCUAGUGAAAAAGCCAUUUUUAAAACAGCACCUGCCACCCCCACCAUCAAGGCUGAAGACUGCACAGUGUGUUGGGAUACAGCCACCAUCCGCUGGCAGGUUGCCUCACCAGCAGCAGAGUCCUUCACCCUGGAAUACUGCAGACAGCACUCACCAGAAGGAGAGGGUCUCAGAUCUUUUGCUGGUAUAAAGAAACAUGAAUUGAAGGUAUUCCUGGAGCCCAAUGUGAACUACUUCUUCUACCUGAGGGCUGUCAAUACAUUUGGGACAAGUGAACAGAGUGAAGCUGCUCUCAUCUCAACAAAAGGAACUCGAUUUCACAUACUGAGUGACACAGCUCAUCCCGCUUUGCAAAUCUCCCCUGAUGAAACCGUGAUUUGCCUUCCAGAGAAAGCUACAUUCACUGGGUUUCCAUCAGUCUUGGGUGAACCGUUGCCUGCUCGAGGAUGUCAUUACUGGGAAACUGUUGUCACUGCCUGCAGAAGCUACAGGAUUGGGAUUUGCUAUGAAACAACACCACAGAGCAGUGUUGUGGGACCGAGUGACACUUCCUGGUGCAUGUACUGCUGUCCUACACAAACCAGCUUUCUUUGCAGAUUUUUUCACAUGGAUGUGAUGAGCGAUGUACAUGUGACAGAACAACUGGCCAGGAUCGGCAUCUUGUUGGAUUACAGCGGUGGCAGACUGCUGUUCUUCAAUGCAGAGAGAGGGCUGGUGCUGUUCACCAUCAGGCACAAAUUUACUGAUACUGUUUAUCCAGCCUUUGCCCUGGAGAAGGCUGGAAUGCUUACCCUGCACACAGGAAUAGAUCUGCCAGAGUUUGUGAAGCACAGUUAACCCCUGCUUCACACCCUUAGAAAAACUAACAAUUCCAGCGUUAGGGGCAGAGCGGGGUGUCAGAGAGAGAUGUCAAUUUUCACUGAUGAAUAUUAUGCACACAGCUGUCCCUCACAUCAUCCGUAAUUGCAGGUAGUGCUCAGCCAAGUAAUCACCUGAGCUUGCAGAGGAAACAGCACCUUCAGCUGGAAUGUGCACCUAGUGAUAUACACAGCAGGAUUUUUAAGGGAAAUAAAAAGGUUUGUUAGAUAUGAACAUUAAGGGGAGGGGAGGAAAUGUGCUGUCCCUUUGAAAACGACAGUGUUUUCUGUCUUUUUAAAUUUGAU